Messenger RNA from Guillardia theta CCMP2712, 3387 nucleotides. RefSeq lists its product as hypothetical. Lineage: Eukaryota; Cryptophyceae; Pyrenomonadales; Geminigeraceae. Gene Ontology annotation, cellular component: endoplasmic reticulum membrane. Gene Ontology annotation, molecular function: carbohydrate binding. The transcript has 20 exons. The record is from RefSeq and is a predicted model, not a curated record. The coding region runs from base 1 to 3387 and encodes 1128 amino acids.
AUGCACAGCACGAAUCGCCUCUCUGGGGGCGUCCUCCUGGGCUUGCUUCUUGCAGGUUCUCUCCUUCCAUACGCGUUGGCACAGGAGGACGUGAUUGGCUGCGGGGGAUUCGUCCGCCUGUCGGGAGAUUUUGCCAAUGACGAGAAGCCAGACCUCUCGCCGAUCCGAGUGAAACUGUACACGCUGGGAGGCGUGUUCAAGUCCGAGACCGAGUGUGCCCCCAACGGCUACUACUACCUCCCCAUCUACGAGAAGGGCAGGUACAACGUCCGACUCGAAGGGCCCCCGGGCUGGAUGUUCGACUCGGCAGAGCAGGAGGUGAGUACUGAAGACGACGGGCCUUGCAUGCAGGGCAAGGACAUCGACUUCAAAGUGGUGGGGUUCGCCCUUGCUGGACAAGUCCGCACGGAGGGCUCGGAGUCUGGCCCAGCAGGGGUUCACCUGAAGCUGCAGAGCAAGUCGGGGGGGACCUUCUCCACGGAGACGGGAGAAGGGGGAGUUUUCACCUUCAAGGACGCCCCGCACGGGACCUACACGCUGACCGCUCACCAUCAACGAUACAAGUUCCGCCGCAACUCCGUCGAGGUUGUGACCUCCUUCGGUCAGUCGGACGUGAAGGAGACGUUCGAUGUGAUCGGCUACGACGUCAAGGGCGCCGUACGCUGGACGCAGGGAGCAGCCGCGUCGGAGGUUCCGGUGCUCCUGAAGCCGCAGGGUGGCUCGGAGCGACCGCGGGACCUCCUCUGCAAAGUCUCUGACACAGCGAGAGAGCAGGGGGCAUGGUGCUCGGCCGUUUCAGGAAAGGACGGGUCGUACGUCUUCGAGCAUGUUCCCUUGGGCCUCUACCACAUCAGCGUAGACAAGAAAGACUCGCAGUCCUCACGGUUUGAGUUCGACAGGGACAGUGUCUCAGUGGCUGUCGAGCACUCGCCGGUGAUCGUCGAUGAGCCGUUGAGCCUGAAGCAGUUCGUGAUCGGCGGGAAGGUGCUGGAUUUCAAAGGGAACGGCGUCGCCAAGGCUACGGUGUCCAUCAACGGCUCGCCUGUGGCUGAGACGGACCAGUCGGGCUCCUACUCCAUCAAGACUUCUGUUGGCUCGUACUCUAUCACAGUGAGCAAGGAGAACAUGCUCUUCGACGAGCUGAAGGGCUACGAGCUCUCUCCUCAGCUCCGGAGGAUCGGCAGCAUCCAGGCCAGCAAGUACUCCCUGUGCGGCAAGGUCAACAUGGAGCCUGGCUCUCCGGUCCAGGGGCACAAGGUGAGCAUCCGCUCGUCGAAGGGAGGGCGGCAGGAGUCUCUGCUCACCGACAGCAAGGGAGAGUUCUGUGUGAUGCUCGCGCCCGAGGAGUACGUGCUCUCCGUGUUCGCAGGCACUGGCAUUAUCAUGACUCCCUCUGAGAAGAAGGUCGCGCUGGCAGACGGCCCGGUGUUGAACGCGGAGUUCAGGCAGGCAGCACUGCACGUGCAGGGAAGCAUUGAUUGCCUGGAGAGCUCCUGUGGGGACAACAUCAAGAUCACUUUGAUUAAAGAUGGUCAAAACGUCAAGUCGGAGACUCUGAACGGGAAGUCGAAGUUCUCGUUUGCAAACAUCCCCGCCGGGCCUUACACGGUCACGGUCGAGAAGAAGGACUGGUGCUGGAAGUCUCAGUCAAUCAGCGUCAAGGUUGGAACCGAAGACUCUUCGUCCCUCAAGUUCGUUCAGGCUGGCUUCUUGACAAAUGUCGAAGUCCCAAGGUCCCUUCCCGUCAAGCUUGUCCACCAGUCAGGCACCAAGUACGAUUUGAACCUGCAGACGGGGCAGACCACUCUCUGCAUCCCUCGCAGUGGCACCUUCACGAUUGAGAGCGACAAGUGCGUCAGGCUGUCGGAGAAGACCUUCACUGCGCCAUCGGCAAAGGUCCUCAAGUUUGCAGUCGAGGAGGUCUCCACAGACCUGAUGGUGGAGGCCAAGCCCAGGUCGGACAUGCAGAUCUCUUUCGAGCUUCAGGUCCAGCGUUCCAGCGGGAAGAAAGUUGAGACAGUCAAGGCCGAACCCAAAGGAAACGCUUAUGUGGCCACGAUCUGGACGAAGCCUGGACAAGUGGUUGACAUCACUCCCAAGGUUGAGGGAGAGAACCUCAUGUUCGAACCGCGGUCAGAGGUGGUGAAGCCGUCCUUUGAGAACCGAUGCAGCUCCGAGAAGAUCAGGUUCACUACUAAGGUCGGGAGGAUGCUGAAGGGGAAGAUCGAGCCUCCUCUCUCCAAUGUGAUUGUGCGAGUGGUAGAGGAAGUGAGGGGAGGAGGAGCACAAGAGCAUGAGAUCGCACGGGCCGUCACCGGGGAUGACGGGCAGUACUCCAUCGGGCCAGUCUGGGACGAGAAGAAGUACACGGUAAUCGCAACGAAGGAAGGGUACAACUUCAAGCUCGAGUCCAACGGAGUCUUCAGGAGCGUGCGGAUGGGUGAGGUCAAGGUCAAGGUCGUCGACACGCGGGGUUCACAACUGGCAGGGGUUAUGCUGUCUUUGACCGGUGAGAACGAGUACCGCCAGAACAACCGAACUGGCGACGACGGUACCUUCUACUUCGUGGGCCUGCUGCCUGGAAACUACUUCCUCCGUCCCAUGCUUAAGGAGUAUCAGUUCAAACCUGCUUCACAGUCCGUCAAAGUGCAGGAGGGAGAGAAUCCAAUAGUGCAGGUGCAGGGUGAACGGGUAGCCUUCAGCGCUCUGGGGACCGUUCGCCUGCUCGACGGGAUGCACGAGAAGAACGCGGUGGUGAAGGCGGAAGCCAUGGAUGACAGUCAGGGGUACGAGGAGACGGUCAGCGAUGAGGAAGGAAACUUCAGGCUGCGAGGGCUAAGGCCUGGCGUCGAGUACAAGAUCUCGAUCAAGAAUGGAGAGGGGAUGCGUCAUGAGCGAUGCUCGCCCAGCCACGUUGUGAUCAAGAUGGAGAAGAAGGACGUGUCGGGACUCGACUUCAUCGCCUUCCGUCGACCUGCCAAGCUUGACCUCAUGGGCGUCGUGCCAGGAGCGGAAGAUUCGCACUUGAAGCAGAUCGUGAUCGAGCUUGCGCUCGCUUCCAACCCCAACGCCCCCAUCAAGUCUUCUCCUCUCCUGGCGGGGAGAUACUUCGAAUUCGCGUCGCUGGCAAGAGACUCGUAUGUCGUGCGAGCUGUUUCUCAGCUCGACUCGAGAGCGUACAAGGUUUCUUCUCCUCCUGUCACCGUCGACCUGGAUGACUCGACCGGAUUGGUGGAGCUCUCCUUUCGAGCUGACCCUAGGAACAGCGGGGAGGGAGUGAAGGCGACAUCGUUCUACGUCCUUGUGCUGAUCGUGGCUGGGAUCGUGUUGGCUACGAACCGAAAGGAGCUGACAAGCAUGUACAACCGAGGAAGCUCCGCCAAGUGA